GCAUUUAGCAAUUUCUAUGCGCAUUCAAGCAAAUUUAGAAAUCGAGAUUGACGGAGGGAGGGCGAUCAAUACUAAAGGCCUUUUCGUCUGUAUUGUGAAUCGGGGCUUGGUUCGAGUGCUAAGCAAUCGUGAAGCAGGCUGCAAAUGGCUUUGGCGUGUGCAAGCGUCAUAAUGUGUGCGCUCCCGGAAUGGCGCACGCAUAAGCUGUGCGGCUGUGCAUAGACACACUGCUUUUGUCCUUUCUUUGCUUAUUGUCUCCAUCCGUCCAUCCAUCCUUCCAUCUCUCCCUCCAUUCCUGCGUCCCUCUCCUUCUCUCCUCCCCUUGGGGCUGCUGGUGGAGGAACCCAGCACCCCCCGCCGCCGCCUCCACCUCCUCCUCCUCCGUACACUCACUCCAAUGAGAGAGCGGGAGGACGGACGCUCGAGCAGGACAUCCAAGCGGUCCAAGAGGACGGAGGUUCGACUUUAUCGGGACACGGUGAGAGACUCUGUCCAUGGGAGGCUGUAAGACGGCGGGGAAGAAGAGGCCGUCCCACGCCUGUCUUUGACGCCGUGUCCGUGGAUGGCGAGGCAGGUGUUGCAAGCAGGGAGGAGGAGGAUGCUGUUCGCUGCCGUUCGCUGCCGUUCGCUGCUCUCAUCGUCUCCACUAGGACGGCAUGGACAUGUUAAAGCAAACAUGGAAUUCUCCUCUUCUUUUUUUUUUUGCACGACGUCUCGUCAUUUGAAACCAAUGACAUUUUCCCCCCUCACUCGCGUUUGAGGCUUGUCAGAUCGUCCACUUGAAGGUAAAAUUAGCAGUGCUACACUGCCACGUUAUGGCAAUUGCGGAUGUUUUCCAAAUAAUUAAAUAAUGGUAGCAUUUUAUGUCCACUGUCUUUUAAGUCGACACGGUGGUUUCAGGGAGGAACAAUUGCACCAUCUGACCACAAAACGUUCCAGCUGUUUUUUCACAUCAGAUGCCGUGAAUGUGAUUUAUUAGGCCCCUUGUCGUUUUUUGAGGCGUCGCUACUAUCAAGACAUGUUGUCAUGACAGUGAAGAACUAAAUUCGAUGGCGCCCGUGGAGCCAACUGAUGCAGCAGGCAUGACCGGCCACGGUUCGUGUUGAAUAAGUACCCACCAUCCGGCGGCGGGGCUUCGUCCUCGGGGUUCGGACGGAUCCGACGAGACCGUAGGACUUGAGACGCCCUUCGGCGCGAGCCAAAAGCCCAAACGUUUGAUUCCCCCGGCAGAGACGGACAGGGAAGGUGGUCUCUACGUGCAGGGCCCCCCCCACCCCAGGCCGCUUGGACCAGAAGCUGCAGGACCGUUUGAACAUAUGAGAUGUUCUGAUCCGGAUGGGAUGUAAUGUGUGGCUGUGCAGCUGAGCACCGGUCUCCUUCUCCGCUGCUUCGUCAAGAUUGGCUUCUGGUUUCCAGAGAAUGGCGCGCUUCGGAGACGAGGUACCAGCCAGGUACGGCGGAGGGCCCGGUGGAGGGGGGCCCGGUGGUCGCGGCGGAGGCCGACAAGGAGGACCGCACGGACACGCUCACGGCCACGGCCACGGCCAUGGGCACGGGCUGGCCCACGGUCCACCCCCGGGGCCGGGAGCCCAGAGAGUGUACAAGCAAUCCAUGGCUCAGAGAGCCCGGACUAUGGCCUUGUACAACCCCAUCCCGGUGCGCCAGAACUGCUUCACGGUCAACCGCUCCUUGUUUAUUUUCAGCGAAGACAACUUUGUGAGAAAAUACGCCAAAAAGAUCACCGAAUGGCCUCCAUUUGAGUGGAUGAUUCUCGCCACCAUCAUUGCCAACUGCAUCGUCCUGGCGCUGGAACAACACUUGCCUGACGGUGACAAGACGCCGCUGUCUGAACGUCUGGAUGCUACGGAGAUGUAUUUCAUUGGGAUCUUCUGUUUUGAAUCUGGUAUCAAAAUCUUGGCCCUUGGGUUUGCCUUCCACAAGAACUCGUACCUGAGGAACGGAUGGAACGUCAUGGAUUUUGUGGUGGUGCUCACAGGGAUUCUAUCCACUGUGGGCUCCGAUUUUGACUUGCGGACCCUCAGAGCUGUCCGAGUCUUGAGGCCCCUCAAGCUGGUCUCGGGUAUUCCUAGCUUACAGGUGGUGCUGAAAUCCAUCAUGAAGGCCAUGAUUCCUCUGCUCCAAAUUGGCCUCCUGCUUUUCUUCGCCAUCCUCAUGUUCGCCAUCAUCGGCUUGGAGUUUUACAUGGGCAAAUUCCACACCACCUGCUUUGACAAUCACACAGGGGAGAUCCGAGAAGAGUUCCCAUGCGGGACGGAACCUCCGUCGCGAUUGUGUCCGGAGGGUACCACGUGUCGAAAGUACUGGCUCGGUCCAAAUUACGGCAUCACCCAGUUUGACAACAUCCUUUUCGCCAUCCUCACCGUCUUCCAGUGUAUCACCAUGGAGGGCUGGACGGAACUGCUCUACUAUAGCAACGAUGCCUCAGGGAGCGCAUGGAACUGGAUGUAUUUCAUCCCCCUUAUUAUCAUCGGCUCCUUCUUCAUGCUCAACCUGGUGCUGGGUGUGUUGUCAGGGGAGUUUGCCAAAGAGAGGGAGCGGGUGGAAAACAGAAGCGAGUUCCUAAAGCUGAGAAGGCAGCAGCAGAUUGAAAGGGAACUCAAUGGUUACUUGGAAUGGAUCUGCAAAGCUGAAGAGGUUCUCUUGGCAGAUGAUGAAAAUGAAAAUGAUUAUGAUGGCUCCCGCAGGAGAGCCACCAAGAACCACAAGAGCAAAGCUGAGCUUCUAAACCCAGAGGAGGGGGAGGGAGAUCUGGCAGUUGCUUCGCCGUUUGCCCGCGCUAGCUUAAAAAGCUCCAAGCUUGAAGUGUCAACUUUCAAGAGGAGAGAAAGGCGCUUGCGCUUUUUCAUCAGGCACAUUGUGAAGUCGCAGGCCUUCUACUGGACUGUUCUGUGUUUGGUGGGCCUCAACACGCUGUGUGUGGCUGCCGUGCACUACGACCAGCCGGAACCACUCUCCGAUUUUUUAAAUUAUGCCGAAUUUAUCUUCCUGGGAAUAUUCUUGACGGAGAUGUUUGUCAAGAUGUACGGUCUGGGAAAGCAGGCUUACCUCAACUCUUCUUUCAACUGCUUCGACUGCAUCGUGAUCUGCGGCAGCAUAUUUGAAGUGCUGUGGUCUUUUAUCCAACCGGGCACAUCAUUCGGCAUCAGUGUUUUACGAGCUCUCAGGUUAUUGAGGAUCUUCAAGGUCACCAAGUAUUGGGCAUCUUUACGGAACCUUGUCGUGUCUUUGCUCAACUCCAUGAAGUCCAUUAUCAGCUUGCUCUUCCUCCUCUUCCUCUUCAUAGUUGUCUUUGCCCUACUGGGAAUGCAGCUCUUCGGAGGACAGUUUAAUUUUGAAAAUGGAACUCCUUCAACUAACUUUGAUACCUUCCCGGCAGCAAUAAUGACAGUGUUUCAAAUUCUGACUGGUGAAGACUGGAACAUGGUGAUGUACGCUGGCAUUAAGUCUCAGGGCGGCGUCAACAAGGGGAUGGCCUUCUCCGUCUUCUUCAUCGUGCUUACACUUUUUGGCAACUAUACUCUGCUGAAUGUUUUCUUGGCUAUCGCUGUGGACAAUUUGGCUAACGCACAGGAGCUAACCAAGGAUGAGCAAGAGGAGGAGGAGGCUGCCAGUCAGAAGAUCGCAUUGCAGAAAGCCAAGGAGGUAGCGGAAGUCAGCCCCCUUUCAGCUGCCAACCUCUCCAUAGCAGCCAACAAAGUACACAGUGAUUAUCACAACGCUACUGACUCCUUACUGGACUGUAAGGAGCAGCAGAAGAACCACAAUAAGGGAAUCAAUAAGUCCGUGUGGGAGCAGCGCACCAAGGAGCUGAGGAAACAGACUCUGGCGUCCAGCCGAGAAGCCCUCUACAAUGAGCUGGACCCCGAAGACCGCUGGAAGGCAAGGGCAGGGAGGGAGGAACAAAACAAUGUCAACUACUCACGCCACGUCCGACCAGAUAUGAAAACUCACCUGGAUCGACCUUUGGUGGUUGACCCCCUGGAGAACCGCAACAACAACACCAACAAGAACACCGACAACAAUCCGGACCUCUGCUUCAGCCAGAAGCAUCCCGCCGACGACCGCCACGGAGCUCAAGGAGUCAAAGCUCCUCUAGAGCGAGGCGAGUCCACCGAGAGUAGGCGGAGCCGGAAAAGUACGCACCACCAUCGUGGCUCCCUUGCGCGCUUGGAUACGACUGUCAUCGCCGGGCCGGGGUCGGAAGAGAGGCCCGCUAGGCGCCAUCAUCAUAAUCGCAGCGGAAGUCGGGGGACGGGCCAGUCGGAACACAGGAAACCCAGAUUGCGUCGCAAGAACGAUGACGACGACGGUCGAGAAGGAAGCGGGAAAGCCGGAAGACGCAAGAGCAAGGGCGUCGACGAAGGCGGGGAGGGAGGAGAGAAGGUAGCGGCCGGUGACGGAAGCGAGAAGAGGCCCAGAAGGAAUCGCCAUAGCAACCAGAUGGAAGGAGAAGGGAAGAAGACGUGCCAGCGUCGACGGAAGGAUGGGAGUGUUCUGAACCUCUCCACCACAAGGCCCAUCCAGAAGAGGCUGUCCAGGCAGGACAGUGAAGAUAUGGACAACCUCAUGAACACCAAACUGGUUUCUGGCUCCGCCCCUUCCAACGAGCAGCCCACAAAUCCCGGCUUCGCAUCCGCCCUGCAACUCGCCCAAAGCGCCACAAGAGGGAGCUUAGUCCGAUUGGACGGCUACGGGAACGUGGCGCAUCGGCGCGCCAACAACGCGCCCCACCUGGACCACACAGUGGUGGACAUGCCGGUUUUUCCAUCCGCCAACGCCAUCCUGCAGGUCAAUAAAAAUGCAAACACCGAGCCGUUACCAGCCAAGGAGGACAAGGACGAUGACGACGACGCAAAGGGAGGUGACGGGGGACCCAGGCCCAUGCCCCCCUUCACCUCCAUGUUCGUACUGAGCACCACCAACCCGUUUCGCCGGGCCUGUCACUACAUCUGCACGCUGCGCUACUUUGAGAUGUGUAUUCUGCUGGUCAUCGCCAUGAGCAGCAUCGCCCUUGCCGCCGAAGACCCCGUCUGGCCCGAUUCCACUCGCAACAAUGUCCUGCGCUAUUUCGACUACGUCUUCACGGGGGUCUUCACCUUUGAGAUGCUAAUUAAGAUGGUGGACCUGGGCUUGGUCUUACACCAGGGCUCUUAUUUCCGUGACUUGUGGAACAUCCUGGACUUUAUUGUGGUUAGUGGCGCGCUGGUGGCCUUCGCCUUCACCAGCGGCGGAGGGGGGAGCAGCAAAGGGAAAGAUAUCAGCACCAUCAAGUCUCUGAGGGUGCUGAGAGUGCUGCGGCCACUCAAGACCAUAAAGCGCCUUCCCAAACUCAAGGCUGUUUUUGACUGCGUGGUGAACUCUCUGAAGAACGUCCUCAACAUUCUGAUCGUCUACCUUCUCUUCAUGUUCAUCUUUGCCGUGGUGGCCGUGCAGCUUUUCAAGGGCCGUUUCUUUCACUGCAGUGAUGAAUCCAAAGAAUUUGAGCGGGAUUGCAGAGGCGAGUUUUUGGUGUACGGGCGCGAUAACGAAGUGAAGGCGCAGAAGCGGGAGUGGAAGAAAUACGAUUUCCACUACGACAACGUGGCUUGGGCCCUGCUCACGCUCUUCACCGUCUCAACCGGAGAGGGCUGGCCCGAGGUGCUGAAACAUUCCGUGGACGCCACUUACGAGAAUCAGGGCCCCAGCCCGGGAUACCGGAUGGAGAUGUCCAUCUUUUACGUGGUGUAUUUUGUGGUCUUCCCUUUUUUCUUUGUCAAUAUCUUCGUGGCUCUCAUCAUCAUCACCUUCCAGGAGCAGGGUGACAAAAUGAUGGAGGACUAUAGUUUAGAAAAGAAUGAGAGAGCUUGUAUCGAUUUUGCCAUCAACGCCAAGCCUUUGACUCGCCACAUGCCCAAGAACAAGCUCAGCUUUCAGUACCGCAUGUGGGAGUUUGUGGUGUCGCCGCCGUUUGAGUACACCAUCAUGGCAAUGAUUGCGCUCAACACCAUUGUCCUAAUGAUGAAGUAUGAUGGAGCUUCAGAUACCUACGAAGCUGUGUUGGCCAACCUCAACAUUGUGUUUACCUCACUGUUUUCCAUGGAAUGUGUACUCAAGAUUAUUGCCUUUGGAGCACUGAAUUAUUUUAAAGACGCCUGGAACAUUUUUGACUGUGUGACUGUUCUAGGCAGCAUCACUGACAUUCUGGUUACGGAACUCGGGAUGAAUAACUUCAUCAACCUGAGUUUCCUGAGGCUGUUCAGGGCAGCUCGCCUCAUCAAGCUGCUGAGGCAAGGAGAAACCAUUCGGAUCUUGCUCUGGACCUUCGUUCAGUCCUUCAAGGCUCUGCCUUACGUUUGCCUCCUUAUUGCCAUGCUCUUCUUCAUCUACGCCAUCAUUGGGAUGCAGCUCUUUGGGAAUAUCGCCAUCGAAGAAGACGGAGAAGGUGCCAUCGACCAACAUAACAACUUCAGAACCUUCGUUCAGGCUCUCAUGCUGCUCUUCAGGAGCGCCACUGGGGAGGCGUGGCAUGAGAUCAUGCUAGCAUGUUUAGGGGGCAAGGAAUGCGACGAGCUAUCUGGGAACCCGGAGCCCGAGUGUGGCAGCCAAGUGGCUUACCUUUACUUUGUCUCGUUCAUCUUCUUCUGUUCAUUUUUGAUGCUGAAUCUGUUUGUGGCCGUCAUCAUGGACAACUUUGAGUACUUGACGAGAGAUUCUUCCAUACUUGGACCUCACCACUUGGAUGAGUAUGUCAGGAUAUGGGCCGAGUAUGAUCCUGCCGCCUGUGGCAGGAUCAGUUGCAGGCAAAUGUAUGACAUGCUGAGGCACAUGUGUCCUCCACUAGGCCUCGGGAAGAGGUGUCCUGCACGGGUGGCCUACAAGAGACUGCUCCGCAUGGAUCUGCCCGUGGCUGACGACAACACGGUCCACUUUAAUUCCACCCUCAUGGCUUUGAUCCGCACGGCGCUGGACAUCAAGAUCGCCAAGAUUUCUGAAGGUGGUAUUGACAAGCACCAGAUGGAUGCAGAGCUGAGGAAAGAGAUGAUGGCAAUCUGGCCCAAUCUCUCCCAGAAGCAUCUGGACUUGCUGGUUACUCCCCAUAAGUCAGCGACAGACCUGACAGUUGGCAAAAUCUACGCUGCCAUGAUGAUCAUGGAGUACUACCGGCAGAGCAAGACCAAGCGCUCGCAGGCACUCCGGGACGAGCAGAAUCGAACGCCAUUACUGUUUCAGCGCGUGGAACCGCCUUCCCCCAGCCAGGACGGGGCUCCGGCCCUCAACAACGCCCUCCCGCCACCUGAGACAACCGACACAAUGAGCAGCCUCCCGGUGGAAAGAGGGGUGCCGGAGAGCCACUCGUGGGUCACGGCUCGUGCUCAGGAGAUGUCCCAAAAGGUCGGAAGCUGGAGUCCUGAAGAUGGCCUGGGAAGCAUGACCACCUCCCAGACGGUAGAGAUGAGAGAGAUGGGGCAGGAUGGUUACUCGGAUACUGAGCACUUUCCACCAAUGGAAGGCCACGGCAGGGCCGCUUCCAUGCCCCGCCUACCAGGCGACAACCAAAAGCGGAGGAAGGGGAAGCAGCGUGGCAGUCACCUCAGUACCAUCAGCGACAACAGCCCCAUGAAGCGCUCGGCCUCCUCGCUAGGUCACAGCAGGUCGGGACGUGGCAGCAGAGACAAGGGAGGCCCGGAUGCCUACAACGCCGAGCGCGUCAUACCCGAGGAAGGUCGGCCUUCCAGGCACGGGCACAGGAGAAAAGAACGCGGUCAUCGGGCCUCCGAGAGGUCGCUGAGUCGCUACGCGGAGGCUGACGCAGACACCCAGUCAGGUGACCUGAUGUCCAGGGAUCGGGAUCGGGACAGAGAUCGUGGCCGCUCCAAAGACCGCAAGCACCAUCACCAUCAUCACCACCAUCACGGUUCCGUGGACAAAGAACGUUACGUGGCAGAGCGAGGCGGCGAUUACGGCCGCAAGCAUUCUCGUGACAGAGAGCCCGACAGGGAACGAGAACGGGACCCGCGAUGGUCGCGAUCCCCCAGCGAGGGUCGCGACUGCAUCACACACAGACAGGGCAGUAGUUCGGUCAGUGGAAGUCCUGUUCCAUCAACCUCGGGGACUAGCACGCCGCGCCGAGGCCGCCGUCAGUUGCCUCAGACACCGGCGACGCCCCGCCCCCACGUUACGUACUCCCCCGUCGUCCGUAAGGCCGUGCCCUCGCAACCGGCGGGGCGGGCUCCGGCCCCCGCGCCCCGCCGAUUAUCUCCGGAAGCCCCCCAAAGUCAGGUCCCUAUGGGUGGCGUUCCGCCGGCCCACCACGGCGUGCCCCGCCAGGGUCAUCACCCGCCGCUCCGUUGGGCGGACGCAGACGGAGGCUCCAUAGAAGGGGACGGCUGCUUUUACAACCAAAACUACGUGCCCCACCACGAAGCGCCCGCUCACGAGCCGGGCGUCAACCCCCACCCGCACCCUUUGGCCGGCCACCCACUGCCACCUCCUCCCCAAGGGCAGCCACGCAACCUGCACCCCCUCCCUCCUCCCAACCCCCACCCCCUCCCCUUGCCGCCACACCCGCAGCCAAACCGUACCUCAGCGAGGACCGUCCACCACGUGCCCCCUUCUGCCAACGCCGCCACACCACAUCAGGGCCAAGUGCAGCCGGGCGUCCAGCGCCGCCUGCCCAACGGUUACCGCUCUUCGUCACCUUCCACACAUCUCCACGGACCCCAACAUAGCGGGCCUCACAAGGUCCCGCCCCCAGGGGGACACCCUAGAGGACCCCGCAAGGGUCUGCAUGAACCCUACUGCGAGAAGGAGCAGGACGACUGGUGCUAGCCCUCGGGGAUGGGGGGGACUGACGUGGAACGUCCCGACGACGCCGGGGCGGACCGGGAACGAAUCAAAUGAGAAUGCUCCGACACGAUUGGCGAUGGAGGGCAAAAAAAUAAAUAAAAAUACCGAAAGAGGUACCAAACGUGCAUUGAUGGCACGGACGCGAGUAGGUCAAGAGCUACAGCCACUUACAAGAUGUCAAGAGUUGC
Messenger RNA from Syngnathus acus (greater pipefish), 9035 nucleotides. RefSeq names its product calcium channel, voltage-dependent, P/Q type, alpha 1A subunit, a (gene cacna1aa). Gene Ontology annotation, biological process: calcium ion import across plasma membrane; chemical synaptic transmission. Gene Ontology annotation, molecular function: high voltage-gated calcium channel activity. The coding region runs from base 1420 to 8829 and encodes 2469 amino acids. The transcript is spliced from 51 exons. NCBI's taxonomy places the organism in Eukaryota, Metazoa, Chordata, Actinopteri, Syngnathiformes, Syngnathidae. Gene Ontology annotation, cellular component: neuronal cell body; voltage-gated calcium channel complex; membrane. The record is from RefSeq and is a predicted model, not a curated record.